Molecule: messenger RNA, 2219 nt
Organism: Betta splendens (Siamese fighting fish)
Lineage: Eukaryota; Metazoa; Chordata; Actinopteri; Anabantiformes; Osphronemidae
Gene: phactr3b
Product: phosphatase and actin regulator 3b
Exons: 13
Coding region: 190-1776 (528 amino acids)
Biological process (GO): actin cytoskeleton organization
Molecular function (GO): actin binding
Source: RefSeq, a predicted model, not a curated record
CUUUACGAGCAGCACUUGAACGCGACAUGAUGCUGCACGCGUAAUGGAUUUCCCCUGCUUCUUGUCGGGGACCAGGCGCUGCAGCUGCAGCAAUCCAGCUUCGGUGCAUCUGCUCCACCACCUAGAGCCCGUGACCUUGGCUCGCGCUGAUCACGCUCCAGAGUCUUGCACUGAGUAUUUCCAAACACCAUGGCGUCCUCGGCCGCGCAGGAUGAGGACUGCGUGUUGCGGCGCGGAAGAUCUCAGAGUGACCCCAGCAGCGUCACCGAGGUCCGGAUGGGUGAAGCGCACAGAGCAGAUGUGAUGGAACAGCAGAGGGCGCUGCACUCAGGUUGCCUGGUGUCAGGGGUCACGCCUCCUGUCCGCAGAAGCAGCAAGCUGGCCAGCCUGGGACGCAUCUUCAAGCCGUGGAAGUGGAGGAAAAAGAAAAAUGAGAAGCUGAAGCCCUCUGCAAUGGUGGAGAAGAAGGCAGCUGCACGCCAGAAGAGGGACGAGCUCGGCAGGAGGAACCCUGGGGAGGAGACAGAUUCUGAUGGUGCUUCUGGAGGGAACAGUGAGGAUCCAGACACACUGACCCACUCUGAUGGUGAGGACCGAGAUGAGGAGCCUGUGGCGCCUCUGGCCAGCACAAAUGAAGACCUGGGCAGCGAUAUAGACACAUCAACAGGUCAAGAUGUGACUGAAGAUUCAAAGACAGUGGCAGAGCCCUGUCAGAGUGAAGACGAGAGCUCCUCACUAGGUGACCCCUGCGAGGAGCAACUCCUGGAGAAGGUGGAGUCUGCUGACGGGAAGCAGGAGGCGACGGGGGCCCAGCCCCAGAGACGAGCCAGCGCCCCGCCUCCACCCGACCCGCCAGUCAAACUGCUCACCAGGCUGGGCAGCCUAGACCGUACCCCCGUUGCUCCGGUUAAAAGGUCCCCAGCAACCUUACCCAGGAACUUCACUCUCCCCAAAGACCCACAUGGCUCCGCGCUGCGAGGCAGGAUCUCCACACCCACCGCCUCCCCCCAUCUGGGGGCGCUGCACCCACAGCUGCCCCCCAGCUGCAUCAUUGAGGAACUGCACCGUGCCCUGGCCACUAAACACAGACAGGACAGUUUUCAGGCGAGGGAAGUGCGCUCCUCUCCCAGACGCCGGUUGGAUGGCCGUCUGUCCCGCACAUCGAGCACAGAGAAGGAGGCCCCCGGGGAGUCAGACGAGAACAAGGAGAACAGACGUCUGGAUGAGUGUUUGAGCGACCAGGACCGCUGGAAUGACUCUGUGAUCUCUGGGACGCUGCCACGCAGGAUGAGGAAGGAGCUGCUGGCGGUGAAGCUUCGGAACCGUCCCAGCAAACAGGAGCUAGAGGACCGCAAUAUAUUUCCAGUGCGCAGUGACCAGGAACGCCAGGAACUCCGUCAGCAGAUAGAGAUGAAGCUGGCCAAGAGACUGAGCCAGAGACCGGCGGUGGAGGAGCUGGAGAGUCGGAACAUCCUGAAGCAGAGAAAUGACCAGACGGAGCAGGAGGAGAGGAGAGAAAUCAAACAGCGUCUCAACAGAAAGUUGAACCAGCGGCCGACGGUGGAUGAGCUGCGAGACCGAAAGAUCCUGAUUCGCUUCAGUGACUACGUGGAAGUGGCCAAAGCUCAGGACUAUGACAGGAGAGCUGACAAGCCCUGGACCCGACUGUCAGCUGCUGACAAGGCGGCAAUAAGGAAGGAGCUGAACGAGUUUAAGAGCAGUGAGAUGGAAGUGCAUUCUCUGAGCAAGCAUCUGACCAGGUUCCACCGGCCGUAGGGUUUCUUCUGUGAAGAGUUGCUGAUGACUGGUUCUGUCAGUGGUGGUGACAUGUGCUGGUGGUGCACAGUCAGUGGAUGUCCUGAUAUUUGGGUCCAGCAAACCUUGGAGGCUAUGUCUCUAGUUCAGAGGAACAUCUCACAUCACCUUGUAACAGGAGCUGGAAGAAACAAGCUCAUGGAUUCGCCAUAAACAAGCAGAGACUUCUUUUUCUAAACAGACCUUUUUUUAAAGUCGUGCUUUCGACACCACAGAGGAAGAGGUGUGCAUGUGGCCGAGUCGACCAGUCCCACUCCAGUACUGUAUCUGUAGUCACAUCCCGAGUUGUGUCUGAUGCUAUGGACACUAAAAAUGUUCUUCUUGCCUGUGUACAAGACAACAACAAUCCCUUUGUAAGCACUAUUUAUUGUCUGCACAAUAAGAGGUUUUCAGUUUGUAACAAA